Molecule: messenger RNA, 790 nt
Organism: Hevea brasiliensis (rubber tree)
Lineage: Eukaryota; Viridiplantae; Streptophyta; Magnoliopsida; Malpighiales; Euphorbiaceae
Product: SKP1-like protein 14
Exons: 1
Coding region: 76-618 (180 amino acids)
Biological process (GO): SCF-dependent proteasomal ubiquitin-dependent protein catabolic process
Cellular component (GO): cytoplasm; nucleus
Molecular function (GO): cullin family protein binding
Source: RefSeq, a predicted model, not a curated record
CCUUGUAUUUAUUCUCAUCAAAAGCCCUGUAAACCCUUCCUCUCUCUUAUUUUACACCCAAUUCCGUCUGCCAGAAUGUCGUCCACCUCCGGCGACCACGAACCCAACCUGCCUACUGACACCGCUACCCCCGCCCCGGCCAAGACUAUCACUCUCAAGACUGCAGACGCCAACUACUUUGAAGUGGAGGAGCCAGUGGCUAUGGAAUUCGCGACUGUGAAAACCUUCUUCGAUGACAACACUGAGACAACGUUCGGCACGGUAAUUCCUCUGCCAAAUGUAUUGGCCGAACCUCUUUCCCUCAUAAUCCAAUAUUGCAAAAGGAACUUGAAGUUCCGCGCUGAAUCGGCCCCUGAGGAAGCCAGGAAGGCAUACGAUGCUGACUUCGUGAAGGAGCUGAGCAAUGAGCAACUGAGAGAGUUGAUAUUGGCGGUUAAUUAUCUAGACAUCAAGAAUCUGUUGGAUGUGCUUAAUCAGGCUGUGGCUGAUCGGAUCAAGAACAAGAGCGUUGAGUACGUGAGACAGUUUUUUGGGAUCGAGAAUGAUUUCACGCCGGAAGAGGAGGCCAGGCUUCGCGAGGAGAAUGCUUGGGCUUUUGAGGGUGUUGAUGAAGACUGAAUCAGUUUCCUCUUCUUCUUCCUCAAUUAGAUUGUUUGCUUUGUUAAUGGGAUAUUUGUCUGUUUUCUGUAAUUAGUUUUGUUUAAGAGUAAUUAGGUUUCGGUAAAAGAAUGGGAUGGAUAUGGAAAAUAAUCGUAUCUUUUUGGGAUAUCAAUGGAAAGAAUUUAACUAA